GGGAGGUCAAGAAACUAGGACAGUUCAAGAGUCUCUCCGCGCAUGACUGUAGCCUCAUCCAUCUCUUCCGAGAAGGGGCCCUAGGUCACCUUCUAGGUUUAAGGCCACUUGCCCCCUGCUGGGCCCCCGGAACCAACGCUCAGAAGGAGCCCUCGGCUCACAGCUGUGCCGGCAAGGACAACCAAGUUCAGAGCCUCAGGUGCGUGCCCACCCUGCCCCGGGGAGAGCAGGCUCCCUCCCGCCUUUAACUGGGUGCGCCCACGAGGUGCAGGCCCGCGCUCAGGCCGGUCCCAGGAGUAGACUUGUCAGCAGAACCGACUCCCAGCGCGGGUGGGGCCGCCGGAGAGGUUCCCCAACCGGUUACACCAGAAACCCCACCAGCCAGCAGCCCUGUCCUGCUCCACCCCGGGGGCCCCACAGUAGACACCUUUGUGUGCCUGUUAAUUGGAAAACGAGGGGGCUGGAAGGACCACCACAGGAAGCCGGACCCAAGCGGGCCCUGCAGGCCGGGUUCCGGCCCUCAGCCCUGCGGAGGGGACUCAGCCAGGGGGCGCGGCCCGGCCGCAGCUGACUAGGGUCGGAAUCCGGGCGCGCGCGGUCGCAGCGCCCCUUCCGGCCCACGGCCCCGGCGGUGUCCGGCAGACUCCGGUCUCCCGCACUGCGGGGAGGCGAGACGCGCGUCCGCGGGGCACUGGCGGGCACCCGACAGCGCCGGGGCGGGGACUCGGGGACCUCGGCGGGCAGGCGCGGCGCGCGCACGCAGGCAGGGCGGCCCCGGUGGCCCGAGUGCGGCCCCUUCCCGGAGCCGCUCGCUAGGCUCUUCCUCCGGACCAUCGGCGUCUCCAAUGGCCGAGGUGCUGGAGCCAGAGCCCGGGACAGGCGAGGGCGAGGCGGCCCAAGCUGUGGAGACGCCAAGCUGGAAGGCGCUGGGAGACGCGGGCCCCCAGCCCGGAAUUUACGAGAUCCGACACUAUGGACCAGCCAAGUGGGUCAGCACCUCCGUUGAGUCAAUGGACUGGGAUUCCGCCAUCCAGACUGGCUUUACCAGGCUGAACAGCUACAUUCAGGGCAAAAAUGAGAAAGAGAUGAAAAUAAAGAUGACAGCUCCAGUGACGAGCUACGUGAAGCCGGGUUCAGGCCCUUUUAGCGAGUCUAUCAUUACCAUUUCACUGUACAUCCCCUCUGAGCAGCAAUCUGAUCCACCCAGGCCUUCAGAGUCAGAUGUCUUCAUUGAAGACAGAGCUGAAAUGACUGUGUUUGUACGGUCUUUCGAAGGAUUCUCUAGUGCCCAAAAGAAUCAAGAACAACUUUUGACAUUAGCAAGUAUUUUGAGGGAAGAAGGAAAAGUGUUCGAUGAAAAGGUUUACUACACUGCAAGCUACAACAGUCCUUUCAACGUGGUUAAUCAAAAUAAUGAAGUGUGGUUGAUUCAGAAAAAUGAACCCUCCGAAGAGAAUGAAUGAGAAAAUGAAAGGAGGUGGCAUCGCGAGGGUCUAAACUUCUGUUUAAUACAGACAUCAACACUCCCUAUAAGUAAAAUGUAUGUCUAGCAUCUUC
Molecule: messenger RNA, 1557 nt
Organism: Rhinolophus ferrumequinum (greater horseshoe bat)
Lineage: Eukaryota; Metazoa; Chordata; Mammalia; Chiroptera; Rhinolophidae
Gene: HEBP2
Product: heme binding protein 2
Exons: 4
Coding region: 846-1463 (205 amino acids)
Cellular component (GO): cytoplasm
Source: RefSeq, a predicted model, not a curated record